Messenger RNA from Loxodonta africana (African savanna elephant), 897 nucleotides. RefSeq names its product vestigial like family member 1 (gene VGLL1). Gene Ontology annotation, cellular component: nucleus. The transcript has 4 exons. Bases 169 to 897 code for a protein of 242 amino acids. The record is from RefSeq and is a predicted model, not a curated record. Gene Ontology annotation, biological process: regulation of transcription by RNA polymerase II. Lineage: Eukaryota; Metazoa; Chordata; Mammalia; Proboscidea; Elephantidae.
CAGGACCAAGCAAGGGGAGGGUCUGAAACCCCCGGCUCCUUCUUUGCAUGCGCUGAGCUGUAGCGAAGUGGGUCAGGCGGUUCUGGCCAGCUGAGCGCACCUUGUCCCAGAAUCUUACUCUGCCUCAGGUGAUGGUCAGAAAUUAAGCUAUCAUUUGCGUCACCCACGAUGGAAGAAACAAAGAAGACUUCCAAGAGUAAACAGAAGCCUAUUAAGACCGAGUGGAAUUCCCGGUGUGUCCUUUUCACCUAUUUCCAAGGGGACAUAAGCAGCGUCGUGGAUGAGCACUUUUCUAGGGCUCUGAGCAACAUCAAAAGUCCCCAGAGAUUGAGCCCCUCAGGCCAGAGCCGAGAAGCGACCGGGAGGAAUGAUACUGACAUGUCUCCAAAUCAAUGGCAUUUAUCUUCUCAGUGGAGAAAACCACAGCCAGAAGGCUCUCCUGCAAAUGGUGCAGCCAGCUGUGGCUUGAAUGCAUCUGGUUCCAGCUCCAUGGCUGUGGAUCCGUACCCACUGCCCCUGACCGGGAGCCCUUCUGCGCAGCCUGGAGAGCUGUGGCAUUUCUCCUCCCUAGCCAGCCCCAGCUCCCCAGAGCCUGGCUACUCUCAUGCCUUCCCUGGUGGCUCCCUGGUUCCAGAGCCUAAGCCUGAUGGGAAAUGUGAGCCCCUUGUAAGUCUCCUCCAGCAAGAAAGAUGCCUGUCCUGUCCUCAGGAACCUACCACCAGUGAGGAUAGCAACUCGGCCCAGACAGCUGGAAGAGCAGGAGUGCUCCUUGACCUGCCUCCUGACUCCACCCACUAUAAAAAAAUCCAUUUCUCCCCAAAUCGUGGAGCAUCCAGCGCCAGCCUUGCAAAUGAAAGUAGGUAUCUGGUUUCUACCUUUGACAGUGAUUCUCUGUAA